Filobasidium floriforme is the source of this 1616-nucleotide messenger RNA. RefSeq lists its product as uncharacterized. The record is from RefSeq and is a predicted model, not a curated record. The transcript has 5 exons. NCBI's taxonomy places the organism in Eukaryota, Fungi, Basidiomycota, Tremellomycetes, Filobasidiales, Filobasidiaceae. The coding region runs from base 281 to 1225 and encodes 314 amino acids.
UCAGGUUCGGUUCGCAGUCACACGUAAGUCUGUCGAUCGAGUGACGAAAUACGAUCAGAACCAAGUCGGGCUCCAACGCUUUUUAACCUCUACUUAAUUGGUGCUGACGCCAUCGACGUCCUUCACUCUCGACUUCAGCCGACGUGACGAACAGCUAUCCACUUGAAGGACUUACGACCACGCUACUCCUCUCCCCUCCUUCGUGUUUCUUGACUCGACUACAACACAACACAACACAACACUAUACUAUACCACCUCAAAGAACCCGACACAUAAAACCAUGUCCCUAAAGACAACCACCCUCCGAGCAAACUUUUCCCUUUCCGGUCGUCCGAAUCCGAAUAAUAUCACCCCUCCCACCUCUCCCCUCCGUUCACGGAUAGGGAUAACCAAACAUACCUCCCGACCUUACACUCCUGGAAACUCUAAACCGAAACCUAAUGGGGUUGCCGGUCCGAUUUCUGGGGGUGUUGGGGCUGGAUCUGCUGGAGCUGGAGGUGUGGGAGGCUCCGCUGCAGGGACUUCGACCCUAGGAUCUGGAUCGGGGUUGGGUACGGCCGGUGUGAGUGCAGGUGCGGCUGCGGGGAAGAAGGCUCCGAGUAAACAUAUUGUUUGGUACCGCGAGAUCGUACCAGCGAUGAUGCCGGUCAUCGGAAUCGGUACCGCCAUCUUCUUCGCCCUCCAACUCAUCCAAACCCACCUCUCCCACUCUCGCUCUUUACACGACGCCCAGAUCCGGAUCACCCACCUCGAAUCCGAACUCGCUCAUUUACAGACGAUCCAGAGGAGACAGGCUGCUAGUUGGGGGGAUUCUCUGGGGAGGGUGAUCAAGCAUGUUCAGAAGGUUGCUGUGGGGCCCUCCACCACGUCUACUUCUGGGCCUGCCGUUGGUGCUGGUGAUGGUGCUGCUGGGGCUGAGGAUGGGAAGGGUGCAACGGAUGCCAUGACGAGCACGAGCACGGGGACGGGGAUGGAGACGUCGAACGCUUCAGCUUCGAUAUCAACACCAACACAACUACAACCCACCUCAACCUCCGCCCCGCUCGCAGACAAAGCAGACAAAGCUCGACGGACCGUAAAAGAAGGAUUGAUGGAUGUGGAGAGCGGGAUGGAAUCGUUGGUAGACAGGGUCAAGGACGAGUUUGGUGUUGCGGUCAACGAGGAUGGGGUGAGCGAUGGGGGGAGGAAGAGGGGACGGGGUUGGAGAGGAUGGGUUGGGUUGUAGGGAUGAUGAAUGAGGACGAAGAUGAUGAGGAUGGGAACGGUCCUCGGACUCGUCGGAUUCCGAUAUCCACCUGUUACUCUUCGCCUUGCCGGACAACGCUAUCAACCACGCCAGUUCCCCAACUUUUCUUCAAUCCUUUGUGACACUAAGGACACCUCUGCAUCUCCGCGCUCAGCAAACCGCAACAAACCGCCAAGCCGCCAACCACCAACCUACUUAAUACCGUUCUUUGUAUAAUCCGAUCUUACCGCAAACUCCUCUAUCUACUCUGCCCGUUCGCGGCGAACCUCGAACUAUCCACGCCGCAUCGCACCUUUCGAUGGGUAUCGAGCGUUCCUGGAAAGUGUAUCGUCUUAUGAUCCCAUGAAUUAUGAAUUAUGACUGAUUAUGA